Molecule: messenger RNA, 1845 nt
Organism: Microthlaspi erraticum
Lineage: Eukaryota; Viridiplantae; Streptophyta; Magnoliopsida; Brassicales; Brassicaceae
Source: the annotation of a GenBank genome assembly
AUGGGAUUUGAAGUUGGUGGUGUGGCUAGUAGAAUGUUGGAUUUGAGGAUGGUCCAAAAUCACAAGCGUUCCAAGAGUGCCAGCUUUCCAGAAAAGAAAAGAGCUGAGGGAGAUAAACCAUCGAAUAGUUCUCUUGAAGCCUCUCAACGCAUCAAGCUGGACAUGGGUCGUUCAAAGGAAUCAGCCAGAACCAAGCAUACUCAAUGUCAUUCAAACACUGAAACUUCAUUGACGCAAGAGAUUGAUCAGCUUGAGACAAGAUUAGAAGAUCAGUUUAAGGUUCGUUGUGCAUUAGAGAAGGCGUUAGGUUAUCGAACAGCUUCUUCGUACUUACUGACUGAAACAAACGACAUUCCCAUGCCUAAGCCAGCUACUGAUCUGAUCAAAGACAUUGCGGUUCUGGAGAUGGAAGUCAUACAUUUAGAGCAGUACCUUCUUUCAUUAUAUCGAAAAGCCUUUGACCAGCAAAUCUCUUCCGUGUCCCCAAAUACAGACAACAAGAAGCCAAAGUCUCCUCCAUCCGUAACAGUUACAACCCCUAGAAGGCGUCUUGACUUUUCUGAAGAUGAUGAUACAGCACCUAAAACAGAUCACCCUACUAAUCCUCUGCUUGAUGAUAAUCAAAAUCAACCGAAGGAAACAGACCAAACGGACCCCAGUUUCCGUCGAAGCCACUCUCAGCAUUCUGAAUUUGGAAGUAGAAAAGCUUCUCCAGAAGAUUCUUGGAGCAAAGCCAUCCGCUCAUGCCACUCUCAACCGCUGUAUGCGCAGAAUGGAGAGAAUCUAAUAAGUCUAGCUGAACAUCUUGGCACCCGAAUCUCGGAUCAUGUUCCAGAGACUCCCAACAAGUUAUCUGAAGGAAUGGUUAAGUGUAUGUCAGAAAUAUACUGCAAACUUGCAGAGCCUCCUUCUGUGCUACAUCGCAGACUUUCAUCUCCAAACUCGUCUUUGUCAUCAAGUGCAUUUUCCCCCUCUGACAAUUACGAUACAUCGAGCCCUGGAUUUGGAAACAACUCUUUCGAUGUUCGGUUAGAUAACUCUUUCCAUGUAGAAGGAGAAAAGGAUUUCAGUGGACCUUACAGUUACAGCAGCACCAUGGUUGAAGUUCUUUGCCUUUACAGAGACGCCAAAAAGGCCACUGAGGUCGAAGAUCUUCUGCAAAACUUCAAGUCGCUCAUCAGUAGAUUGGAGGAGGUUGAUCCAAGGAAGCUGAAACACGAAGAGAAGCUAGCGUUCUGGAUAAAUGUGCACAAUGCACUUGUGAUGCAUGCUUAUUUAGCUUAUGGGGUUCCACAGAACAAUGUGAAGAGAGUCCUACUGCUACUCAAGGCUGCAUAUAACGUUGGUGGACACACAGUUAGCGCUGAAGCGAUACAAAGUUCGAUUCUUGGAUGCAAAAUGUCUCAUCCUGGACAGUGGCUUAGACUACUAUUUGCUUCAAGGAAAUUCAGAGCAGGAGAUGAAAGAUUAGCUUACGCAAUCGAUCAUCCCGAACCUCUCCUACAUUUUGCACUCACUUCAGGCAGCCACUCCGAUCCUGCGGUUCGUGUAUAUACACCGAAAAGAAUCCAGCAAGAGCUCGAGACAUCGAAAGAAGAGUACAUAAGAAUGAGCUUAACCAUGAGGAAUAAGAAAAUCCAAUUGCCAAAGCUUGUGGAGACGUUUGCAAAAGACUCCGGUUUAUGUCCGGCGGGUUUGAUGGAGAUGGUGAACCGGAGUAUACCGGAAUCUUCAAGGAAAUGUCUUAAGAGAUGUCAAUCUAGUAGUAAAUCACGCAAGCACAUUGAUUGGAUCCCUCACAGCUUUACAUUCAGAUAUCUUAUUCUUAGAGAAGCUGCCAAAUGA